AUGGCUAGCAAUCAGCCAACGAACGGUGGACAGGAUGAGCAGCUUGCCAAACAGACAUCGAAAUUGUCGAUGUCUUCGUUAAAGGCUCCCUCCUUUACCCCUACAGCUCCCGCCUUUGUGCCUUCUUUUCAGCGCCCUAGCGUUACCCCUCGAGAACAACCCAACGCGGCUGCUGGCUUUCCAUAUGGUCAAAACACGGGAACUCCAAACUCCAACAUGAGCUUCCAACAAUAUUAUCAAAAACCCGCUUCUCCAGCUGCUCAAGAGCAAUCUGAGGACAAGAACAGAGUUCCCGAUUUCUCUAAGAAGAAAUCAUUCGUCCCUGCUAAACCUGCUUUACCCAAGGGUAAGGUUUUGUCUCUUGGUGCCUCUUCUGGUGCUCAGAAGCCUGGCAAACCCGUCUCCAUUAGUUUAGGUGGUGCUAAACCUGCUGCUUCUACUACUAAGGAAGACACCCCUGAAAAGCCUACUGAGGCUGCACCUGCUCCUGCUCCUGCUCCUCAGAAAGCUGAAGCAAAGAAGCCUGCCGAGACUUCCGCCCCUGCUCCUGCUAAGCAAGCUUCUGACAAGAAACAGGCUCCCGCUGUUACUGAGUCUUCUACCGAAGCCGAAACCACCGUUGAUAGAGAAGUUUUACAAGAAAUGUAUGGCAAGGAACACGUUAACAUCGUCUUCAUCGGACACGUUGAUGCUGGUAAAUCUACUCUGGGUGGUAACCUUUUGGUUCUUACGGGUAUGGUUGAUAAGCGUACCAUGGAGAAAAUUGAGAAGGAUGCCAAGGAAGCUGGUAAAGAGUCCUGGGCUUUGUCUUGGGCCUUGGAUAGUACCUCUGAAGAACGUGAGAAGGGUAAGACUGUCGAAGUUGGACGUGCCUAUUUUGAAACUGAACACCGCCGUUUCAGUCUUUUGGAUGCUCCUGGUCACAAAGGUUAUGUGACUAACAUGAUUAACGGUGCUUCACAAGCCGAUAUUGGUGUUUUGGUUAUUUCUGCUCGCCGUGGUGAAUUUGAAGCUGGUUUUGAACGUGGUGGUCAAACUCGUGAACAUGCUGUAUUGGCUCGUACUCAAGGUAUUAACCACCUUGUCGUGGUUAUUAACAAGAUGGAUGAGCCCAGUGUACAAUGGUCAGAGGAGCGUUACAAGGAGUGUGUUGAUAAAUUGAGUGUUUUCUUGCGCCGUGUUGCUGGCUACAACUCCAAGACGGAUGUUAAGUACAUGCCUGUUUCCGCUUACACAGGCCAAAAUCUCAAGGAUCGCCUUGACCCUUCUGUCUGUUCAUGGUAUGAAGGACCUUCCUUGCUCGAAUAUCUGGAUACCAUGUCGCGCUUAGAGCGUAAAGUGAACGCGCCGUUUAUAAUGCCCAUUGCCUCCAAAUACAAGGAUUUGGGUACCAUUUUCGAAGGAAAAGUUGAGGCUGGUACAAUUAAGAAGAACCAAAACAUUCUUGUUAUGCCCAUUAAUCAGACACUUGAAGUCACUGGUAUCUACGAUGAAGCAGAUGAAGAAAUCCCAUCUUCUAUCUGUGGUGACCAAGUGCGUCUCAAGGUUCGUGGUGACGAUUCUGAUGUUCAAAGCGGUUAUGUGCUGACAUCUACUAAAAAUCCUGUCCAUGCUACCACUCGUUUUAUUGCUCAGAUUGCUAUUUUGGAGUUACCCUCUAUUUUAACUACAGGUUAUACUUGUGUUAUGCAUCUUCAUACUGCUGUUGAAGAAGUUUCCUUUGCUAAACUUCUCCACAAGUUGGACAAAACUAACCGUAAGAGUAAGAAACCUCCUAUGUUUGCUACUAAGGGUAUGAAGAUUCUUGCUGAAUUGGAGACCCAAACCCCUGUCUGUAUGGAACGAUUUGAAGACUAUCAAUACAUGGGUCGUUUUACCUUGCGUGACCAAGGUGCUACUGUUGCUGUUGGUAAAGUCAUUAAAAUCUUGGAGUAA
Molecule: messenger RNA, 1935 nt
Organism: Schizosaccharomyces osmophilus
Lineage: Eukaryota; Fungi; Ascomycota; Schizosaccharomycetes; Schizosaccharomycetales; Schizosaccharomycetaceae
Gene: sup35
Product: cytoplasmic translation release factor class II, GTPase eRF3
Exons: 2
Coding region: 1-1935 (644 amino acids)
Biological process (GO): translation; translational termination; nuclear-transcribed mRNA catabolic process, deadenylation-dependent decay
Cellular component (GO): translation release factor complex
Molecular function (GO): GTPase activity; translation release factor activity; GTP binding
Source: RefSeq, a predicted model, not a curated record